ACGGACGGCCCACUCAGAUAAGGUGCAUGUUAUCAAUACGUCGACGCCCUUCAACAAGUACAUUACCUUCCUUUGAUAUCACUGUAACGUUUCCUUUCUGCGAUCCCGGAGUGUUGGCAAAGUGCGGCCCCCGGUGCAAUAACGGUACUGAACGCGAGCAACGGUCUCAUCCUAUAACGCUUCUCCUGCACUGCCAGAACACCACGGCGGACAGAUUUACCUUACUUCACCUGAGAAAAAUGAAAGACAGCAGUGAAGACGAAGGGUAUACCACCAUGGCCACCGGCGCGUCUAAGUGCCUUGGUGAAAUAACGAAUGAAACCGGCGCAUCCAUCAACAGUCAAGCAUACGGUGGUAGACCAGGAUCGCCCAUGCAAAUGAAAGAGAGCAAUGAAGACGAAGGGUAUACCUCCAUGGCCCCCGGCGCGUCUGAGUGCCGUGGUGAAAUAACGAAUGAAACCGGCGCAUCAAUCAACAGUCAAGCAUACAGUGGUAGACCAGGAUCGCCCAUGCAAAGGCACGGCAGCCAUCCAGAAAAUGGCAGUCCCAGUGCACGAGAGCGAGCGGACUACGCAACGAUGGCGGCAGGAAACGAUGCAAUGGCGACCUUCGCUGAUGUAGCUGCGUCAAGGUUUAACAGUAGCAUUGAACCUCGUACAUUCAAAACCGUUGAUUUACGGAAGCGGCGAUAUGUGGAAACGUCUCCCUUUCCUGGAGUGAUCCCAGGCAGUGAACCACGUGAACAAAUGAUGCGUGAAACGCUGCAAACUUUGAAUGCACCCAUAACCCCACGGUUCCAACAAUAUGAAGACAGGAUGAGGAGUUUCUAUGGAUCCCGGCUACAGGCGCAUGGCGAGCAGUUCAUUAAGGACUUAGCACGUGAGGGUUUCUAUUACUCUGGGAAUGGAGAUGAGGUGGUUUGCUUCUUCUGCGGUUGUCGGCUGGGAAACUGGCGUCACGGACAACGGCGGUUUCGUGGACAUGGGGACUACUACCCUAGUUGCUCGCGCUUUCGUUCGUAGUCCCUGAGGCUGCAGUCACACUGGUUGAACAUAAAACACCAAACACGAACAUUCCCUCAAACAUGUUUGUGGUCAGGCAUUUUGUCAGGCAUUUGUGUGAGGCAUUUUCGUCAAACAUGUUUGACGAAAAUGCCUGACAAACAUCCCCCAAACGUGUAUGGCUCAACAGCUGUGUGUCACACUGCGAAAACACGUUAGAACAUGCUCAAAGACACGGCCCAGGGAACACAUGGUGGGCUAGUAGACGUCUAAACGACGACUAAAAAAGAGAUAAGGAAUGUCUAUAGAAUGUCUAGUCACUAGACCAAAUGUCAAGUAUCCGUCCACUAGACGUCAAAUAUCUGUUUUCUGUUAUCUGUUAUCUUCUGCUUCUGUUAUCCCUGUUUUUAAGAGUGGUUAUAACUGAUAAGCAAUUACUUACAAAUUACCGUCCGAUAUCGUUGACUGCUUGUACCUGUAAAAUGUUUGAACACAUACUGUGCAACCAUAUUACUAGCUUUCUUGAAUCACACUCUCUUUUGUCACAGUCUCAACAUGGUUUUCGUAGAGGAUACUCCACAGUCACCCAGCUCAUUGAAUUUCUUCAUAGCUUAGCUUCCGGAAUUAAUGCUAUCAGUCAAACUGAUGUUGUAUUUAUAGAUUUUAGUAAAGCGUUUGAUCGUGUUUGUCACCUUAAGCUAAUGUAUAAAUUAAGACGCUUGUUUAACAACGAUGUUAUUGCUGCAUGGAUUGAAGAUUACCUUUUUGGCCGCACGCAGAAUGUCUUGUACAAUGGCUGUAUGUCUAAUGAAACGCCUGUUCUUUCUGGAGUGCAUCAAGGAUCCGUUCUGGGGCCACUGCUUUUUUCUUUAUUCGUCAACGAUAUUGUAAAAGGGGUACCAGCAAAGAUGAGAUUAUACGCUGAUGACUGCGUCGUCUAUACAAUGGUUAAUUCUAGCAGCGAUCAGAUCCUGCUUCAAGAAUCUCUUAAUAAAAUUGUAAGGUGGUGUGAUCAAUGGGCAUGUCCAUUAAUUUCAGUAAAUGCGCAACUAUGAGUUUCACUUGUCGCAGGUCGCCAUUGUUAUAUGAGUACAAAAUCGAUGGGAUAUCGAUAAGCAGAGUAAACCACUACGAAUAUUUAGGGGUUACCUUGAAUGCUAAGCUUUCUUAGUCUGAGCACAUAGAUGUUGUUUGUUCUAAGGCAAUGAAGAAACUUGGAUAUCUGAGAAGAUCACUUAAGUCUGCAAACACAGAAACUAAACUGCUAGCAUAUAAGACAAUAAUUCGUCCCGUUCUAGAAUUCGCAUGUGAAGUGUGGGGACCGUACCGUAGAUCUGACAUUAUAAAACUGGAAUCUGUUCAGAAGAAGACCGUGCGCUUUAUUUUAUCCAGGUAUCAUCCUAUGUUCUCACCCAGUGCUGCGCUUCCGGGGCUUUCUCUAAAUCCACUCGAGACUAGAUUCCGUGCGAUUCGUAUGAGGUCAUUUCACGCUAUCGUAAAUGAGAACGUAAGAAUACCAACUGAUCAUUAUCUCUCCUUUGCUGGUCCUUCCUCUCUAAGAAGUGCGCAUGCGUUAAAUGUCGUUCCAUUUUGCUAUAGAGUUGAUUGCUUCAAGCUUAGCUUUUUUCCAAGGUGUGUUGAUGAUUGGAAUGCUCUUGAAGGUUCUGCUCGCGAGCUACCUUCUACUGCUACAGGAGAUGGAUAGCUAUAUUAGACCCCUUUCCUACCCACUCAUAAAAAUCGUGUAGCUUCAAUUUUGUUACAAUGUGGACAUGAACUUAGACUUCCAUUUGGGAAACGUGUUCACCAUACCUCACGUGACAGUGUCAGGAGUGUAAUCGGAGAAGCAUGUGCACUAUACUAAUAAGUCGUGUUAAAUGCUGGUCAACUUGGACAUUAUUUCUAAGAGUGUGCUCGUUUUGCAGCACAAUAAGCACAACCAUAGCUGCUCCGGUUAAGCUAGUUAUUCUAAGCCAACACAUCCUACCUGCUAUCACCAUUGUGAGCCAUCAUGAUCUGACUCGUCGACAUAUUUUUCUGUCUUUUUUUUUACCAAAUCCCUGUGCUUGGGGGUGUUAUAUUAAAAAUGUGAGAAUUCAUUUCCUGGAUUUUGGAUUAAUUAUAGACCUAUAAGUAUUUUAUGCGCCUGCUCCAAAGUCUUUGAACACAUUAAUCUGUCCUCGUACUUUAAGCGCAAAAUUGCAGACAGUCAGCAUGGCUUUAUGCCUGGGAGAUCAACAGUCACAAAUCUUGUAUCAUUCAUGUCAGUCUGCUCCCCAGCGGUUCUUCCUCGUGGUUGAGAUACCAGGCCUAGGGAGAAAUAAACGGUUUAAUGGGUCAUGUGAGAGAGACCGUGGACAGCGAAGCUUCCCCGUCGAGGCCAACGAUCGAAGACGAAGCUGAUCCUACUAGCUGGUGCUGAAGAGCGCGAGAACAGCUGACGACGUUUCGUCUUCCUCUCGAUCAGCUGUUUCUUGCUCUCAGGCCACUACAUCCCUCCCACCUUAGCUGUAGCCAUAACGUUGGGGGCCUCUCCGGAGACGCGAAGGAUAGCGCCUGGUGGCAGCAUCUCCUGAGCCCAUGACCUGUCCAGGCUCGUGAUGACCAGGAGCAAUAGCGUCAUUGUUACCCUGGGGUUCGUGGAAGUCGUUCUGGUUCCCCUCUUCUGGACGAGGAUCUCGGCGGCAAGGAGGGGGAAGAGGAACCUCGUCUUUUCGGAAUACCUCUGGAACUGAAGCUUGGUCAGGCCAGGAAUCAACGGAGUGCCGGCACUUGAGGUGGUCCUUGUGUACGCGGUGUCGCCUCUGCUGCUCAUCUUCGACGACGUAAAUUGCCGACCCUUGUUUGGAGAGAACGACACCAACUUUCCAGUGGGAUUUCUUGCCAGGGUCCAACAUCCAGACCUUUUGGUUUAUCCCAAAGCUCCUGUCUCGGCUGCACUUGUCAUAGUUGCGUUUCUGACGUUCGCGCGACAUGCGCACUGUACCGGAGAUAUCGGGCUGACCAGGACGAAUAAAAUCUAGGAAGUGUCGAAACUGACGUCCAUUUAACAUUGCACAGGGAGAGCGCCCUGUUGUGGCAUGCGGGGUUAUCCUGUACUUGAACAGGAAACUACGAACACUGUCCUUCGUCCCUUCCAGCGCUGCGCGGCGAAGGGCUGUUUUGAAGGUACGCACAAAGUUCUCCGCGAGACCAUUCGAUUGCGGAUGGUAUGGCGGCGUCAGAACGUGACGUAUCUCGUUUGCCUGAAGGAAGUUCUUAAACUCCUUGCUGGUGAACGGUGGACCAUUGUCGGUGACCAGAACCUCUGGCAAGCCAUUUCGUGUGAACAUGUCAGAAAAAGCAAUAGCAGUCUUCUCAGCAGCUGUGCUUGUCAGUUGUUCUAUUUCCGGCCAUUUGCUGUAGGCGUCUAUUACUAUGAGGUAGUGCUUCCCAUUCAGCUCAGCGAAAUCGGCAUGCAGACGUACCCAAGGCUUAUCUGCGGGUUCCCAUUGGUGAAGUGGCACCGGUACCUCGUGGGCAGCAACAGAGGCGCAUGGCUCACAACUUCUCACUUCCCUUUCGAUAUCUCUGUCGAGGCCCGGCCACCACAAAUAGGACCGAGCUAACAUCUUCAUCUUUAUUUGUCCAAUAUGGCCCUCAUGAAGGAGACUUAGCAGAGGACUUCGGAAUUUGGGUGGUAUCACCGUUCGUAUCCCCCAGAGCAGACAUCCUUUGUAGAUCGUUAGCUCCGUGCGGCGUUGAAAGAACGCUUCCAAACAGGGAUCGACGUGCGUCGGCCAACCACCGGAAACGAAUGCAGCCACCCUGGCCAGGUCCGGGUCCUGUGACGUGGCCACAGCAAUAUCCUCGACGGAAAUGGGUAAGGUAGAGACCUGAUGGUCCAACACUACGUUUACCUCUGUCAGGAAGACGUCGAAGAUGCCCCGUUCCAUCUCUCGGUCAAAGUCUCCAUCUGGACCCUCAGGCAGACGAGAGAGGCCGUCGGCGUUUCCAAAUUUCGCAGUUGGCGUAUAUUGAAUGUCAAAGAUGUAGUUCAUUAAGAUCAAAGCCCAUCGUUGCAAGCGACUGGCGGUUGUCGCAGGAAUUCCUUUCUUGGGACCAAAGAUCGUGGUCAGGGGCUUAUGGUCCGUGUACAGAACAAACCUCCGGCCCCAGAGAUACUGAUGAAACUUCCUGACGCCAAAAAUGAUGGCUAAGGCCUCCCUCUCUAUCUGUGAGUAGUUCUUCUCCGGGGCAGUCAAUGUCUUCGAAGCGUGUGCCAUUGCCAUGUCUUUGCCAUCGACCUUGUGAUAGAUAACAGCUCCAAGACCUCUAGCAGAUGCAUCUGCGGCUAAGAAAAUGGGUUUUGCAGGAUCGAAAUGCGUAAGCGCGUCCACAGAUACCAGCAUCAUCUUGACCUUUUCAAAAGCCUCCACACAACCCGAAGACCAUUCCCACGGUACGGCUUUCUUCAGGAGGUCAUUGAGGGGCGCAACGACAUCAGCAAGCGAUUUUAGGUAUUUUCCGUAGUGUUGUACCAUACCAAGGAAUGACCGCAGCUCGGAGACGUUCGUGGGUGCUGGCAUAUUGAGCACUGCGGACACCUUCUUGGGCGAUGGCCGGAAACCCUGUGCGUUGACUACAUGCCCCAAGUACUCCACUUCGGCCCGAAAAAAAGCACAUUUCUCGCGCUUCAGUGUAAACCCAAACUCGCGUAGUCGGCUAAAGACCUGCUGGAGAUUGUCCAAAUACUCAUCAUCGGAUUUGCCUGUGACGAUGAUGUCAUCUAAAUAGCAGGCAACCGACGGUAUGCCUGCGGUGACCUGCUCCAUGAUUCGUUGAAAAACUGCCGGUGCUGAGGCGAUUCCAAAGGGCAUUCGCGUAAAUCGGAAGAGUCCUUUGUGCGUAUUGAUGACAAGGACCUUCUGUGCUUCGUCGUCGAGCUCCAUCUGGAGAUAAGCUUCCGACAAGUCUAACUUGGAAAACCGCUGUCCGCCAUUGAGUACGGCUAACAGCUCUUCAGGCCUAGGGAGUGGGUACUGCGAUACAGCCAACUGCGGGUUCACCGUCACACUGAAAUCCCCGCAAACCCGAACAGCCCCAUUCGGCUUAGGAACGACGACGAUGGGGGUAGCCCACUCCGAAACGUCGACCGGCGUUAGCACUCCGUUCUUAACUUGUCUCUCGGUGUCUGCUUCGACUGCUUGCCUCGUAGCAAAUGGAAUCGGACGCGGUUUAAAAAACUUUGGUUGAGCAGCCUCCUUGAAAUGUAGAUGCACCUUCGUCUUUGUGCACCUCCCCAGACGGGAUUGGAACAGGUCGGGAAACUUGGACAAGACCUUUUCGAGUGAACUUCCAGGCCUGACAACACUUCCGACGAACAACUCAUUAAGAUCCAGUCCCAGGUGACGAAUCCAAUCUCUACCCAGUAGGUUAGUGUGCUCCAUGUUAGUAAAGAACACUUCUAACUUCCUCUUCCGUCCACCAUAAGAUACUUCCACUUCCGUCUGGCCACGAAGGGGUAUAUCGUCUUUGCUGAAAGACCGAAGACGGAACCGUGGUUGUUUCAGCUUGGGUUUACCUAACCUAACAUAGGUAGAAGUAUUGAGAAGAGUGGCCUGCGAUCCGGUGUCCACUUGUAGCAGCACAUCGUGCGACCCUAUCUGGCAAGUCACAAACUUGUCUUCACCGGUACCCGCGAAGAAAACAUCCGAAACAUACUCCACGUUCCGAUAGCUCUUCUUCCCUUUCGAAGGACGAUUGGCACGGCACAUCUUAGCGAUAUGGCCAGUUUUGCCGCAGUUAUGGCAGUCUUCAUCUCUGAAUCGACAUGUGUCCGAGUCAUGAUUAAUAUUGCCGCAGCGAAAACAUCUUGCAUGAUCGCUUCUUUUUUCUAACUUAUGCACGGUCUGCUCGGCAUGAAGUUGGCGAGACUCGGCUUCUGCGGUCAACGUUUUGUCAGCCAUGUUGGUAGCAGUUUCAAGCGUGAGACCCUUCUCUAGGACUAACCGGGCGCGAAUUCGUGGAUCAUGAAGUCCCACAAUGAAGGCAGUUAAUAAAGAACAUGCUCUCACAUCGGUUUCUGCUUCAUAUUCACAAUGAGGGAUGAUGGCGGAAAGGCGUUCCAAAAAGUCUUUGACAGACUCCGACUCGUUUUGACGGGUUGAAAAAAGUUUCCACCUCUCAAAUUCUUUAAACUUCUUUGGGGUGUAAUGCUCGGCAAGCUUCCUUGUGAGUUCAGAAUAUGCAACGGACAGAAUGUCCCGUGGCUGAACAAGGUUGUACAGAUGUUUGAAUACUUCAGGGGUGAGCGACGUUAUGAGCAAAUUGGUUUUGUCUUCCUCUUCGGUGACUCUAGCCACCCGAAGUGCAGCCUCAAACCUUACUUGAUACAUGUUCCAAUCUUCCUUGGCCGGGUCAAAUAUUCCUGGACUGCGGAAUCUGCGAGAGUUGUCGUCGCCCGACAAACUGGGUUGAGUCGCCAUUGCUCGUCGCCAGUUGAGAUACCAGGCCUAGGGAGAAAUAAACGGUUUAAUGGGUCAUGUGAGAGAGACCGUGGACAGCGAAGCUUCCCCGUCGAGGCCAACGAUCGAAGACGAAGCUGAUCCUACUAGCUGGUGCUGAAGAGCGCGAGAACAGCUGACGACGUUUCGUCUUCCUCUCGAUCAGCUGUUUCUUGCUCUCAGGCCACUACAGUGGUCAAAUGGAUGUAAUCUAUUUUGACGUCUCGAAAGCAUUUGACUUAAUGAACCAUGAUCUGCUCCUUCGUAAGCUUGGUUUAUAUGGUGUUUCUGACACUCUUGUAUGUUUAUUUAACUCGUACUUACGGCAUCGCUUAUACUCUGUGUGUGUGUCCGGAUCCUACUCUGACACCUAUGUUUCUACGUCUGGUGUACCCCAAGGGUCAAAUCACGGACCUCUACUGUUUAAUAUUUUUAUUAAUGAUCUUGUAUCUUGUGUUAAACAUUCCACCAUGCUACAGUAUGCUGAUGACUUCAAAAUAAUGAAACGCAUAACCUCGCCUUCUGAUUGCUUACUGCUUCAGGAGGGUGUUUACAAUGUUAUUUCUUGGUGUACUUCUACUUUCCUCAAAAUCAACACGUCAAAAACUAAAGUUAUCUCAUUCACGCGCAAGUCUCAAGUAACCCGAUUUCAGUACUUUUCUGAUGGCGAAAUAGCCCGAGUCGACGGCAUUCGUGAUCUCGGUGUUGUCUUUGAUGCGAAGCUUCAAUUUCAUGAGCAUGUGAGAGCAAUUCGUUCUGCUGCUCUGCGCAUGCUUGGAUUGCUCACCUACAGCUGUAAAAUGUUUUCUUCUCACACGGUAUUUCUUACCCUCUACAAAGCUUGCGUUCUUCCCCGACUUGAAUAUGCGUCAGUGGUAUGGAAUGCUCUAUGUGCCACCGAUAUCAAACGUCUUGAAGCUGUGCAAAAGAAGGCACUUCAUAUUAUUCAUUCGCGUUUCUUGCGGAAUGUCCCCGCAUUUUUAUCGUAUGACUAUGACAAGCUUUCAAAUUACAUGGACUUGCUUCCUGUUGUUAACCGCCGCCACAUUCAUGACAUGAUGUUUCUUUAUAAAUGUGUGCACUCAAUAUUUGAUUCCCCUUUUCUGUUAGGCCGCCUAAUUUUUUGUCUCCCGCGUGCUACUCUGCGGAACCCCCCAACGCUCUAUGUCAACCACUGCUGUCCUAAUGACCCCAUUACACGAUGCCAAAUCUUGUUUAACUCGCUCCCUUCAUCUCUUGAUAUUUUUUCAGCAUCAUGUACAUCAUUCAGGUGUCAUAUCUCUUCUCAUUUUUCGGAGAUUUCUUUUCUUUGACUUUUUCAGAUAAUUUCCCUUUUGUUGCAGUGCGAUUGCAUGUGUUUCUCACAUUACAAUGUGCGUGUGCUCUUUUCUCGUUUUCAAUUCAAGUCAUGUAUUUUUUUUUCUUCAUGUACAGUCUCUUUUGUUUUUGUUUUUGUGUGUGUGACCGCGUUGAUCGUGUCUUGUUGUUAGUGCAUAUUGUAUUACUGUAUUUGUAUGUAUAUUGGGUCUAUUUGUAGUGCAUUGUAUUAUAGUUGUGUGCGCCAACAUUAGGGUCGUCACGUCCGUUCUUGAGCACCAAUAAAACAUUAUUAUUAUUAUUA
Ornithodoros turicata is the source of this 9107-nucleotide messenger RNA. RefSeq names its product baculoviral IAP repeat-containing protein 3-like. The record is from RefSeq and is a predicted model, not a curated record. The coding region runs from base 27 to 1022 and encodes 331 amino acids. Lineage: Eukaryota; Metazoa; Arthropoda; Arachnida; Ixodida; Argasidae. Gene Ontology annotation, cellular component: cytoplasm; nucleus. The transcript has 10 exons.